GUUAGUAUUAACCCAGCUGCUAUGGAAAUUUCCAUAUACCAUUGGGGCUUGUUUGCCAUGAGUUUAACCGCAUUUUUUAUAGAACCGCACGGAUUUAAAAUGGGAAAGGUUGAUAUUUUGUUCAAAUACUCCGAACCCUGCCCGCCAGACGGAAAUACCAAAGAUCUGUGGAAUUUCACGAUGAAGACGAAGAAAUUGUCGAGGAAGGCGACCGCUGUUACUUUCACCACCAUACCAAAACAUGCGAUUGACGAACAUAUCGGAGCCCAAUUGGAUGUCUCGGUUGCUUCCGGAAAUGGAGGUUGGAAACCAAAUUAUUACACCGUACGUUCGAACGAUCUCUGCAAUACCUUGAAAAGUCAGAAAAACGUAUUUAAACAGUUAACCGAAAACUCAAAUAUCUCAGCACGAUGCCCAUUUCCAAAAACUCCACUCGCUUUGAACAACUACAUUGUGAACAUGGAUGACUAUAAUCUUCCAAAAUACUUGCCAUAUGCCUCUGUCAUGUUGGAAUUGUUCAUCUUAGAAGGUAAAAAGAAGUGCAUCUGCGUAAGGUCUUUUAUGGACUUGGUGCCGGCAAAGCAAUAGACCCGAAUUAAGGGUUCAGUUGUGGAUUUAAAUAAAAUUUCUUUCAAUUAUUGUCUUGUUGAAAGUAUAACACAA
Molecule: messenger RNA, 663 nt
Organism: Cimex lectularius (bed bug)
Lineage: Eukaryota; Metazoa; Arthropoda; Insecta; Hemiptera; Cimicidae
Exons: 4
Coding region: 22-588 (188 amino acids)
Source: RefSeq, a predicted model, not a curated record